This is a messenger RNA of Hydra vulgaris (swiftwater hydra), 5162 nucleotides long. RefSeq lists its product as uncharacterized. Gene Ontology annotation, cellular component: kinesin complex. Gene Ontology annotation, molecular function: ADP binding; protein binding. The record is from RefSeq and is a predicted model, not a curated record. Lineage: Eukaryota; Metazoa; Cnidaria; Hydrozoa; Anthoathecata; Hydridae.
ACGUAAUGCCCAAUUUUACAUGACGUGAUCCUAUAUUUUUCAACUUUGUAAAAUGAAUAAACAGGUUGUAACAGGUUGAACUUUGUAAACGGGUUGAACUUUGUAAAAUGAAUGAACAGGUUGGUUAUGAAUACAGCAAAACAGAAAAUUUAUUUUCACGCAAGAAACUACUUAGUAAAAUUCAACAUUAUUUUUUACAAGAUGCAAACAACUCAACUUUAGUAAUAUAUGGAAUGUCAGGUGUCGGUAAGACACAUAUUUCCAAAAAAUACUGUGAAAUAUCUUAUAACUUUUAUAAAAACUUUGUUUGGAUUGAUGCAGCAUUUGGAAUGUUACAAACUUCAAUGAGAAACCAAUGUCAAAUAUUAGGAUUCGAGGUUCAUGAUUCAAAAGGAGAUUAUUUUAAUAUAAAAGUGAUUGUUGAAAAAAUUCACAACUAUUAUAAAAAUGAAAAGACUUUGUAUAUUUUUGACAAUGUGGACGAUGAAAGUGUUAAAAAUUUAUCAAUGUACAUUUCAAGCAAACCGAAUUCAUUUACAUUGAUUACUUCCCAAUGGAGAACGUGGUCGAGUAAUGUAAAUAAAAUGCUAGUUGAUGUGUUUUCUUCUAAAGAAGCAUUCGCUUAUGUUAAAAACAAUUUUCAAGAAAACUGCGACAAAAACAUAAGAAACUUAAAUAAAGAACUUGGUUAUCAUCCAUUUGCAAUUACUCAGGCAAUAAAAUACAUAAAUAUACAUAAAAUCUCAAUAGAAAAAUACAUAGAUCGAUAUAGAUCGAAACCAUCAGAAAUAUUAGACAAUAAUAACUUUCCUACUGAAGAAGAACCAAAGUCUGUAAUAAAAGCAAUUAAUUUAGUUUUAACAAAAUUAGAAAGAACUAAACCUUUUCCAUUUAAAAUAUUGAACUGUUUAUCUCAUUGCGACGGUCAAAACAUCAGCAAACAGUUUAUAACACAAAUCUCAAAUCAAAUAGAAACAAAUGAUGAAUCUGUAAUAGAUGAAGCUAUUGGAUUACUUAUGAGUUAUUCUUUACUAAACUGUUUUAAUGAUAAUAAAUAUACAAUACACGAACUGACACAGUUAACAUGUAAAUGUUUUCAAAAGAGAAUUUCAAGUACAAAUACAUAUCUUAAUUUAAUCAAAAAUUAUUUUAAAGUUGAAUUGAAUGAAGUAAAAGAUCACAUGAAUUAUGGAAAUCAUUUUGUUUUUCAUUUUAUCUAUAUGUUUCGUAAUAACAAAAAAGAUUUUUCAGAAACCUUUCAUCAUAUGGCGACUUCAAUUCAAAAAUUAUUAGUAUGUAAAGGGUUAUUUAAAGAAGCAAUCGAAAUAUUAAAAACUUUUCAAAAUUUUAAUAUAGAAACUCGUGGUGAAAACAAAUUCACGCUUAAUACAAAAAAUAAUAUUGCACUCUGUUUGUACAAAAUGGGAAAAUAUAACAAAGCUUUAGAAAUGUAUUAUUGUGUUGAUAAAAUACGAACUGAAAUUUUAGAUAUCAACCAUCCGGAUACAAUGACAACAAAAAAUAAUAUUGCACUCUGUUUGAACAAUAUGGGAAAGUAUAACGAAGCUUUAGAAAUUUAUUAUUCUGUUGAUAAAAUAAAAACUAAAACUUUAGGUAUCAACCAUCCUUCUACAAUGACAACAAAAAAUAAUAUCGCACUCUGUUUAAAUGAAAUGGGAAAAUUUAACCAAGCUUUAGAAAUUUAUUAUUCUGUUGAUAAAAUACAAACUGAAAUUUUAGGUAUCAGCCAUCCGGAUACAAUGUCAACAAAAAAUAAUAUCGCACUCUGUUUAAAUAAAAUGGGAAAAUAUAACGAAGCUUUAGAAAUUUUUGAUUCUUUUAUUAAAAUACAAACUAAAAUUUUAGGUAUCAACCACCCCGAUACAAUGACAACAAAAAAUAAUAUUGCGCUCUGCUUAAACAAUAUGGGAAAAUAUAACAAAGCUUUAGAAAUUUAUUAUUCUGUUGAUAAAAUACGAACUAAAGUUUUAGGUAACAACCAUCCUGAUACAGUGACAACAAUGCAUAAUAUUGCAAGCUGUUUGCGCAAUAUGGGAAAAUAUAACCAAGCCUUAGAUAUUUAUUACUCUGUUGAUAAAAUAAAAACUGAAAUUUUAGGUAUUACACAUCCAUCUACAAUGACAACAAAACAUAGUAUCGCAAGCUGUUUGAACAAUAUGGGAAAAUAUAACGAAGCUUUAGAAAUUUAUUAUUCUGUUAAUAAAAUACAAACUGAAGUUUUAGGUAUCAAUCAUCCAUCUACAAUAAUAACAAAACAUAAUAUCGCACUCUGUUUGAACAAUAUGGGAAAAUAUAAGAGUGCUUUAGAAAUUUAUUAUUCUGUUGAUAAAAUACAAUCUGAAAUUUUAGGUAUCAACCAUCCGGAUACAAUGACAACAAAACAUAAUAUUGCAAGCUGUUUGGACAAUAUGGGAAUGUAUAACGAAGCUUUAGAAAUUUAUUAUUCUGUUGAUAAAAUACUAAAUGAAAUUUUAGGUAUCAACCAUCCGUCUACAAUGGCAACAAAGCAUAAUAUCGCACUCUGUUUAAACAAUAUGGGAAAGUAUAACCAAGCUUUAGAAAUUUAUUAUUCUGUUGAUAAAAUACAAACUGAAAUUUUAGGUAUCAACCAUCCGUCUACAAUGACAACAAAACAUAAUAUUGCACUCUGUUUGAAUAAUAUGGGAAAAUAUAACGAAGCUUUAGAAAUUUAUUAUUCUGUUGAUAAAAUACAAACUGGAAUUUUAGGUAUCAACCAUCCGUCUACAAUGGCAACAAAGCAUAAUAUUGCACUUUGUUUGAAUAAUAUCGGAAAAUAUAAUGAAGCUUUAGAAAUUUAUUAUUAUGUUUAUAAAUUACGCACUAAAGUUUUAGGUAUCAAUCAUCCAAAUACAAUGACAACAAACCAUAAUAUUGCAAGCUGUUUAGACAAUAUGGGAAAAUAUAACGAAGCUUUAGAAAUUUAUUAUUCUGUUGAUAAAAUACAAACUGAAAUUUUAGGUAUCAACCAUCCGUCUACAAUGACAACAAAACAUAAUAUUGCACUCUGUUUGAACAAUAUGGGAAAAUAUAACGAAGCUUUAGAAAUUUAUUAUUCUGUUGAUAAAAUACAAUCUGAUAUUUUAGGCAUCAACCAUCCUGAUACAAUGACAACAAAGCAUAAUACCGCAAGCUGUUUGUGCAAUAUGGGAAAAUAUAACCAAGCUUUAGAAAUUUAUAAUUCUGUUGAUAAACUAAAAACUGAAGUUUUAAGUAUCAACCAUCCGUCUACAAUGGCAACAAAGCAUAAUAUUGCACUUUGUUUGAAUAAUAUGGGAAAAUAUAAUGAAGCUUUAGAAAUUUAUUAUUCUGUUGAUAAAUUACGCACUAAAGUUGUAGGUAUUAAUCAUCCGGAUACAAUGACAACAAAACAUAAUACCGCAAACUGUUUGAACAAUAUGGGAAAAUAUAACGAAGCUUUAAAAAUUUAUUAUUCUGUUGAUAAAUUACGAACUGAAGUUUUAGGUAACAUUCAUCCAGAUACAGUGACAACAAAGCAUAAUAUCGCACUCUGUUUGAACAAUACAGGAAAAUAUAACGAAGCUUUAGCAAUUUAUUAUUCUGUUUAUAAAUUACAAACUGAGCUUUUAGGUAUCAACCAUCCAUCUACAAUGAUAACAAAACACAAUAUCGCACUUUGUUUGAACAAUAUGGGAAAAUUUAACAAAGCUUUAGGUAUUUAUUAUUCUCUUGAUACAAUGCGAACUGAAGUUUUAGGUAUCAACCAUACGGAUAGAAUGACAACAAAACAUAAUAUCGCAUGCUGUUUGCGCAAUAUGGGAAAAUAUAAUGAAGCUUUAAAAAUUUAUUAUUUUGUUGAUAAAAUACAAACUGAAAUUUUAGGUAUCAAUCACCCGGAUACAAUGACAACAAAACAUAAUAUCGCACUCUGUUUGAAUAAUAUUGGAAAAUAUAACCAAGCUUUAAAAAUUUAUCAUUCUGUUGAUGAAUUACGCACUAAAGUUUUAGGUAUCAAUCAUCCAGAUACAAUGACAACAAAACAUAAUAUCGCAAGCUGUUUGGACAAUAUGGGAAAAUACAACGAAGCUCUAGAAGUUUAUUAUUUUGUUGAUAAAAUACAAACAGAAGUUUUAGGUAUCAAUCAUCUGUCUACAAUAAUAACAAAACAUAAUAUUGCACUCUCUUUGAACAAUAUGGGAAAAUAUAAGGACGCUUUAGAAAUUUAUUAUUCUGUUGAUAAAAUACAAUCUGAAAUUUUAGGUAUCAACCAUCCGGAUUCAAUGACAACAAAACAUAAUAUCGCAAGCUGUUUGAACAAUAUGGGUAAAUGUAAGGACGCUUUAGAAAUUUAUUAUUCUGUUGAUAGAAUACUAUCUGAAAUUUUAGGUAUCGACCAUCCGGAUACAAUGACAACAAAACAUAAUACCGCAAGCUGUUUGUGCAAUAUAGGAAAAUAUAACCAAGCUUUAGAAAUUUAUUAUUCUGUUGAUAAAUUAAAAACUGAAACUUUAGGUAUCAACCAUCCGUCUACAAUGGCAACAAAGCAUAAUAUCGCUGUCUGUUUGAACAAUAUGGGAAAAUAUAACGAAGCUUUAGAAAUUUAUUAUUCUGUUGAUAAAAUACAAACUAAAAUUUUAGGUAUCAAUCAUCCAUCUACAAUGAAAACAAAACAUAAUCUUGCAAGAUGUUUGAAACAUAUGGGAAAAUAUAACGAAGCUUUAGAAAUUUAUUAUUCUCUUGAUAAAAUGCAAACUGAAGUUUUAGGUAUCAAUCAUAAGGAUAGAAUGACAACAAAACAUAAUAUUGCAAGCUGUUUGCGCAAUAUGCGAAAAUAUGAUGAAGCUUUAGCAAUUUAUUAUUCUGUUGAUAAAAUACAAUCUGAAAUUUUAGGAUUUAACCAUCCAGGUACAAUGACAACGAAAUAUAAUAUCGCACUCUGUUUGAAUAAUAUGGGAAAAUAUAGCGAAGCUUUAGAAAUUUAUUAUUCUGUUGAUAAGAUACGAACUGAAGUUUUAGGUAUCAAACAUCCGGAUACAAUGACAACAAAACAAAGUAUCACACUUUAUUUGGACAGUUUGAGAAAAUGUCAAAUGACUUGUUUAAUUAUUUGAUUACUUUUUUAGUUUUAAUAUAUAUUAAGUUCAUAUGUUUAUAUAAUAUAA